Messenger RNA from Epinephelus fuscoguttatus (brown-marbled grouper), 5358 nucleotides. It is a transcript of the gene umad1, whose product is annotated as UBAP1-MVB12-associated (UMA) domain containing 1. The transcript is spliced from 4 exons. Lineage: Eukaryota; Metazoa; Chordata; Actinopteri; Perciformes; Serranidae. The record is from RefSeq and is a predicted model, not a curated record. Bases 282 to 737 code for a protein of 151 amino acids.
ACGAACAGACACGGACACGGACGAUAUUGCGGCCGGUGACGUCAGCGUCCAUAACACAACAAUCAACAACACGGAUGAUAUUGCACCUCCCGCACGGAUAAGAUACGGACGGAACAUUAAUCGGCUCAUAUCCUGUGGUUUACGAUAGCUAAGCUAAGCUAACAGUUAGCGGGACCGUGCUCUCUGACAUUAACCGAAAGGAAACAAAGUAACUGGAACUAUGAACUGAUUUAUGACCGUAUUUUAAACCUCGUGACAAGGCACAACUACAAAGCAUAAUCAUGUUCAGUUUCCUUGGACUCCGUAAGGACUCAAAGAAGUCAACAUCCGACAAAGAAAUAGAUGGAGGCUUUGUCAUCAUUGGUGAGACGGUUGAAGAACAGAGGAGGAAGAUACAGACCAUGAACCUCACACAACCAUCAACAAACGUCAUAGUGCAGCCAUCAAGGCCCUCCUGUAAGGCUCCAGCCCCUCCCACUGACAUAAAGUACCCUGUAGCUUUCCCCACAGCAGCGCCAACAGCAGGGACCUGCUCAGGGUCCUCAUCAGUGGAAGCUGCUUCUACUCUCCCAGAUCUGCUCGGAGACGUCCCCUUCACUUUGGCUCCCCACGUCCUGGCCAUGCAGACGGGGCUCCCUCUGAUUCCUGACGUGCUGCUGUCCCGGGACAUAAACUACAACCUAGCUAAUUUUCAGUAUGACUUCACUUUAGAGAACUCUGUGCUCCAUAAUGCCUAAUCUGUUACAAUUUUGUUAUUAGUCCACUCUGUGGGGAACUUGGCUGAUUGUUGGUCAUGUGAGAGGCUCCAGCUCUACAGUGUAGUAGCAUAAUGAACAAGUAGCUGACACAAUUGCAUUGCACAUAAAAUAAGCUGUAGAACUGCGGAUUAAAACUUCUGUUACUAACUAAUAAUCCAUUUUUAAUGUCGAGGCAUUGAAAUGAAAUGACAUACAUUGGAAAGGACACAAGGAAGCAUGAGAAUAUCACUGGCUGUACAACUGAUGACUGAAAAGUUCUAACUUUACAGCUUUAUAGGAACUGAACGGACUUGUGGUUUACUUGUUUCUUGUGGUACUCUCAACAUGAACAUGGUUAGCGCACCUGCUGUUUACUUUCAUUACGGAUAUGAGCCUGGUUUUCUUGGUUAAGACAUCGUGAUUGUCUUGUCUUUAGGCACAUUGCAGAUACAGUGAAGUACAGUGUGUUAUCACUGCUGUUGUGAUGUUGACGGACUGUGGACAGGGUAAUUAAGGUUUAUUACUGCUUGGGUUUCUUACAGUUAUGAUCAAGAAAUUUGCUGAGAUCUGGGAACAUUGGUACAGAAAGUUGGAAGGGUAAAGCCAAAAGGGAACACACCUGAAAUGUUGGUGCCAACUGUGCACACAACGACCAAGACCAAGACUUUGGUCAUUGAACUGUCAUAGAUGGUUUACAACGGUCAUGUUUUAUAAAGUUUGGGUAAUAAUGUUACCCUUCACCUUUGUCUUCUCUUCCUAACGCUAACCUGAUAACCUUGUUUACAACCAGAUCUGUUCAUGUGAUUACAAGAAUUCUGCUACCAGCACCGUACCUGGCAGGUCCAUCCAAGAUAUUGGGUUUUAGGCCAUUUUUUUGUGUAUUGGUUUGAGUUCAUGUUUGGUUAUUUUCAAAUAUAUUUUAUUAGAGAUUCCUCUCUCCAACUGUGCCAAUCUUCUGGGUCUGUGAGGGUCAGCUGUUCAAGUAGAUGCCUAGAGGAAAUAGCAGAAAAAACAGUUAUAGCCAAUUAUUAUCAAAGCGAAGGUAAAGCCAACUCGUUCUCAUUUCCAGUUUGUCAAAAACUUUAACGUCACUUUGUCACACACCUUUGGUACGCCCUUUUGUCAUGCCCAUUCGCCACGCCCAUUUGUCAUGCCCUUUUGUGUGUUAUAUUGACACUAAAGGCACCCUUUGGUGUUAUUAUGAAAGGCAUCAGGCUUUCAGCUAACUUCAUUGUCAGCCAAUCGCGACAAUACUUUGUGCUGAGAGUGCUGAUGUAGUUUAAAGAGCAAAAACAAAUAAGCAGAGACAGUCAAACAAAACUGGACUUUCACCCAGGAGACAGCUGUUUGUGUCCCACGAGAAACCAAAGAUCAGUGUUGUUUUAACGUAACAUUUACGUAAUUUACAUUGGUUGUUGCCCACUGAUAUCACUCACAUGACGCUUUUACAUUAUGCAACAAAAGUAUUUUAACCCAAAACAUAAUGAUCUUUUUUGUACACCUUACCAAGUAGGUUUGUUGCCUAAACCUAACAGCCACCGUUUCACAAUAUUUAACACAUGUUACAAUGUGUUUCAGCUGUAUGUCACAUCGAUGCGCCCUGUGCGUCGCUAUGAGACGCCAAGGGGCAUGACAAAGCAUCAGUAUUGGAUGACCUGGAAAUGAGAAUGGGUAUGUAAACCAUAAAUAUAGCUUCAGGGCUCAGGUCAAGUUCCAGUCUCAGAUUUGGAGUGCCAGUCAGCUGUAGUUGGGUUUGGUCUUAAAGACUCAGGUACGAGCCACUUUCAGGUCUCUGUUUUAGGUCUUCUGACUGCUUGUGUGUCUUACCCUGUCAGGCCUCCAUUUUGCCAGAUCUCAGCAGUUAACUUGAAGAGUACAGUCUAUUUAUUAAGGAUAUGAAUGGUGGCCAAAACUAUCAAAAUAAAACCCAGGUUGGACUUAAUUAGAAUUAUCCUUUAAGUUAAUGUUGAUAUUUUAUCGCGCAGGCUUCAGGUUAUUUGAAGAUGUGGCACCUCGAUGAUGAAGCAAUAACUUUUAUCAAAGCUUAGUACUUGGACAACAAAUAGCCUACCUCCCAUUGAGCUAAACCCAAGUGUUCAACAGAAUCAUUGGAUGGAGGAAAGUACUUAUUCAUGGCAGGUCUGGGAAUCAUCUGUGUACAAAGAGCAAGAGAUUGUUUGAAUGAUGAUGUGAAAAUGAACGGUAAGACAGUUUUUACUAACUACAGCUUUUGUGUAAUACUUUAAUAUGCGAUUUAUAUAUUUGAUGUAGCACCUUCUGCCAUAAUUAAGGUUUUGACUCUUGGUGACUACAAAUCACCACCAUGAUUGAAUUUCUCUUCCUGUAUGUGGCCUUCCGUUUGACCCAGCAUAUUCUUUGGCCAGCAUUAGUUUAUUGUAUUAUUUAUGCUGUUUGCAUUUCAAUUAGUAUUUGCUUUCUUGUGUUCAUGGCACACAUUUUUGUCAAAGUCAAAUAUAGUUUAUUCUGAUAUGAUAUUUUUGUGUUUCAAGUGUCUGGGAUUCACCAUACACAUUGCUUUGGCUAGAAGUCUGCAAAGAGGUUGGUGCUUAGCCCUGACAUACUGUAAUUCUCAAAUAGAGCAGCCUUUACAGACCUCAAUGGUAGUCUCAGCAUCUCCUCCAUACUUGGAUUAAUUCAUGAUAAUAUACGAUACUUUCCACAGCAGUAUAUCCAUCAGCUAAACAGUAGAGUCAUGUCUCUUCUUUAAAAAGAAAAGCUUUUAUUCAUUUGCAAUGUUCAGCUCCUUCUGCUUUGUGCUUUUUUUAUUGUGAAGUUACUAUUAAUAAAAGUCAGCAUUUCCUCUUCUGUUAUUUCACAUUUAAAGUCCUCCAGGCUUCCCCUUCCUGGUAGGCUUUCAAAGUUUUGAGUUUUACUGACAGGGGUUAAACUUUGAAUGGUUCCUUGUUUGAUUCGCUCAACAUUAGUCUUGAAAAUUCCCCUACUGUUUGUUGUGACGGUCACGUGACAGUAAGCCAACCUUCAGUUUUAAUCCGGUUACAGUCUCAGAGGUGCAGAAAGUCCUCAAAUUUAGACACUAGACAAUUUGCAGGUCCUGAACUUGAAGCUGAUUUAAUGGACCACUUUUGACACAUCGUUUUGAACUCUCACUGGACAUUCCCCUUAUAUGGGAAUCCACUUUUGUUCUUCCGUUGUUUGCUCGUCUGUCCUGGUUAUGGUUAUGCCGAAAUAGGCAAUCUUGCAAUACACUCUCCACUUGUAGUGACUACAGCAUUAUUAUUUUUUGAUUGUUACCUUUUUUAUUACAAUUUAACUGUUUCAGUUUAAAAUUUCCCAACACAGACUUUCAAUUUUAUGCAGAUGAUACUGUGCCGUAUUGCUCUACAUCUGCACCAAACCAGGCUCCUUGUCAGCUACAACUUGCUUUUAAUACCCGACAGUGUACCCUGUGUGAUUUAAAGAAGCAGUGUGGAGGAUUUAGUGGCAUCUAGCAGUAAAGACUGCAGAUGGCAACCGGCUGAAACUUCUCCCGUUUGCUAACCCUGAACUCCUUUGUUAAUUGUUCAGGAGAUUUUUACCAGGAGCUCAGCACCUGCUAGUAUGGGCUCAUCUUAUUUCUCUGGUAACUUAUGAUCUAGGGGUUCAGGAGGUUUUUAAAUCAUGACUGACCCUAAUCUUUGAGCCAGUGUUUGGUUUGUCUGUUCUGGGCUUCUGUAGAAACAUGGCGGUGCAACACAGACAUGGGCUUCCUCCAUGGGUGAAGACCUGCUCCCCAUGUAGAUAAAAAAAGCUCAUUCUAAGGUAACGAAAACACAACAAUUCUUAUUUUCAGGUGAUUUUAUUCUAAAGAAAACAUACUUAUUAUAUUAGAUUCUUUUUUUGUCAAUGUAUCCUCCUAAAUCCAACACACUGGACCUUAACUCACCAAACAUUUCAGUGAGCCCUGGUGCACGGAAGCAUCUGCAUUUGAUGUGUUUCACCUCUCUUUAAUUCAAGUUUUUCCUUUAGUGUUUCCCUUGUCUGUCCAUGAUGCUGACAGCCUCCUUUAUUCUUGCUGGUUAUUACUUGAGUCAUCGUCUUUAUCUGAAUAUCUUUUUUACAGUACUUGAUUUAAUGCUGGUUUAUUGCUGGUAAACACUAUAAAAUAUAGGGGGUUUAACUUGAGCAAUUAUUCAUCUGCAGGUCUUGAUUACAUCGAUGUGUGCAUCCUGGUUUGAAUUACAUUAUCAACAGAUCAAAUGAAGUUUGCUCAGUUGAUGUGCUUACAUAACCAGGGUGAUAUUCUUUAGUUAUUCUGUAAAUAUGAACUUUUAAAAUGAUGAUAGAUCUUUUGCUUAGACGAGGAAAUACAUUUGCAUAGAGUCAGGAUUUUACCCAGUAAAAUACCUUUUGAUUGUUUGUACAUGAUCAAAUUUGGUCUCUUCAAACCUAAUGUGCCUUUAACAUACAGUCAAUAUACCUUUCAAAUUGUCUUUUAGAAGUUAGCAUUUAGUCACCUGUUAACUCCCACUGAAAUCUCUCUCUGAAGCAAUCUUAUACCCUGAGUUAAAGUACGCAUCUGCUGGUGCUGGAAAUGUUUUCAGUUGGUUGUAACUGUGGACAGAAACUUACUUUACAAAUAAAUUUGAAGAGCAUUGUCUAA